GCCCCCCCUGCCCUCCCGCAGCCCUGCAGCCUCUCCCCAGCAGCAAAGAGAACCAAAGCCUUUCACUGGGACGUCGUUCCUUGUGACAAGAUUCAGAAAUCUGUCUGGGGCUCGUGUGAGCCGUGCAGGAGGAAGAUCGAUGUGUGCAGGCUGUGCGAGCAGUUCCAGAGCCAGGACACGGCGGUGCUGCUGGACAGCGAGCCUCCGGUGAAUCAGCACAUCCUGCUGGACACGAAAGUUGCUCACAACUUCAAUAUUUUCCUUAAAAGUUUCCACAUCAAACCAGGCGAGCUGAAGGACAAACUGUUCAUCAUCCACGAGGAGAGCGGCGGGCUCACAGACGAGCAGAUCACAGCCCUGAGAAGGUACUUGCCCACGCCCAAAGAUGCAGAAAGGUACCUGUCCUUCAAGGGCUCCUGCUCAGAGCUGCACGUGGUGGAUCAGUUUAUGCUGGAGAUGUGCAAGAUCCCCCAGCUGGGGCAGCGCCUGGAUCUCCUGCUCAGAGCCCGGGAGCUCCCCCAGAGCAUCCGAGACCUGCAGCCCCUGAUAAUCCAGAAUAUCCAAGCCAGCAAGCAGCUGCAGUCCAGCCCAAAGUUUGUGGCUGUCCUGGAGUACAUUUUGGCCAUGGGGAACCACCUGAAUGAAAAAGCUGGGAAGGAGGCGGCCAGAGGAUUCCGGCUGUCAUCUCUGGCCAAACUGCCCCUGCUGAGGGGCAGGCACAGGACGUUCACCCUCCUGCACGCCCUGGUGGAGCAGAUCCUCCUGCACCAGCCCGAGCUGGCCUCCUUCCCCCAGGAGCUGACGGAGUUUGAAGCUGUCCCUGAUGCGUCCAUGAAGGGGCUCAGUGCUGAAGUUGAUGUUUUAAAAAAAGAAUUGGAGAACCUCAUCCAGUGCAGGAGGCUGAUUAAACCCAAAGCAAGCAAGGCAACAGCGCAGGAGUCCCAGUUCUGCAAGGAGCUGAAGGAUUUAAUUCAGAAAUAUGAAGGGGAUCUCUCCCAGCUGUCAAAAAGAUGUGAGGAAAUGAAGAAGCUUUAUAGCAACGUGCUGGUGAAGUUUGGGGAGCCACCAGACCUGGACUCCCAGGAGCUCUUUGGGUGGAUUUCCUCGUUCAUCAGCGAGUUUAGGAAGGCGUGUGCUGAGCUCACACCAUGAGAACACAAAUCUUGUGGGGAGGUGAGGGAAAGAGCAGCCCAGGAAACAAUUUUUAAUUGGUUUUUUCUUUACUGAUGAGCAGCGCCUUGCCAAUCUCACCUGAGCAGCAGAGCACCUUGAUUUUGAGAGAAAUUCAAUUUACAAGGUGUCAUUUUAAGUGGUAUUUAACCUGUAAUAUCCCAGAUCACUUAUGAGCCCCUCAGUUCUGUGCUUUUGUACCUUGAGAUUCCCAUACACUGAGAAAAAAACACUUUUGACCUUUUGUAAUUUCUCUCUUCCAUCUUUUCCUUUGAAUGUUCCAGCUUCUGACCCAGUUUUAAUUAUUAUUUUCAGUUAGUAACUUUCUGAAGGGUGAUCUAAUUUCUAAAGAAUGCUUCACACAUUUUAUAAUGAAGUGGGGAGCUGUUACCCACAGAGAAUAUUUAAACAAAUUCUUGUUUAUUUUGCUAUUAAAACAUUGCAACCUAAGUAUGUAAUGCAAAAAGUACCUGGCUGAGUGUUUUAUUUUGCCUUGUCCCCACUAGGUAGGACAAUAAAAUAGUGCUUUUUAUGCCUAAUGUCAUGUAUUUGCCAUAAAUACCAUAGAAAUUAAUCAAUAUACAAGAUUUGCAUUGGCAGGAGGAGAAAAAUGUCAGAGCAGCAAAAUAAA
This is a messenger RNA of Prinia subflava (tawny-flanked prinia), 1801 nucleotides long. RefSeq lists its product as uncharacterized. Lineage: Eukaryota; Metazoa; Chordata; Aves; Passeriformes; Cisticolidae. Bases 448 to 1152 code for a protein of 234 amino acids. The record is from RefSeq and is a predicted model, not a curated record. The transcript has 11 exons.